AUGGGGAGGAAGUGAGGAAAAGUCACUUUCGGUUCCCCGCGAAACUACUUUUAUUAAACCUGUUGUUCUUCUACAUGUAAAAGGGGAAGUUUAGUUCGCCACUGAGAGUUUUGAGACACGGUGGACACUUUUCUACACGUUUUGUCCCACGACGGACACGAUGGCGGACAUGUACAUCCAGGAGGAGUUGAAAAACGGCAAUCCGAUUGUAGCUCCGCCCAAUGAAAUCCUAGACGGGGGGCAGGUAGACGACAUGCAGGGCCAGAUGGAGGAGUUCCUGGGCCCACAGGCAGAAUACAACGAGGAGGAGGAAGAGAGAAAAUACUAUAGGAGGAAGCGAUUAGGCAUCAUCAAAAACGUUGUUGCAGCAAGUGUUGGAGCCAUGAUUGUGUACAGCGUGUACAUGGGGCUGCUGCAAAUGCAGCUGAUCUUGCAUUACGAUAUGACUUAUCGUGAAGUCAAGUACAGCAACCUGGGCCUGGAGGACAUUGAUCGCAAGAUGCUGCAAGGCAUCAAUGUCACGCCCAUAGUAGCGCUGCUUUACACUCCUAUUCUCAUCCGGUUCCUAGGAACAAAGUGGAUGAUGUUCCUGGCUUCGGGUAUCUAUGCUUUUUUUGUCUCGACCAACUACUGGGAGCGUUACUACACGUUGGUUCCGUCUGCCAUCGCCAUCGGUGUGGCCAUCGUGCCGCUGUGGGCCUCUCUCGGAAACUACAUCACAAGAAUGGCACAGCAGUACUACGAGUAUGUCAACUACAAGGAAGAGCAUGUGCAAGAGCAGAAGAAGAUUCCGAAAGGAGCGUGCCACAAAUACAUCAUCAUCUUCCAGUCCAUCUUCAGCGUCAUCUUCCAUCUGAGCUUCGUCUUUGCGGAGUUCCCCAUGUGUUUCAUCCUCAACGGCAAUCUGCAAGAUAAAGCUCACGUUCUGAGCAACGUCCAUGAAUGUGGAGCCACAAUCACCGGUGUGAUUCGAUUCAAUACCACGGUGCUGAAUCUACCAAGCUCUAUGCGGCUGAUCCAAGUAGAGAGUGUUCUUAUGGGCUUUGCCUUCCUGUCUAUGAUCAUCUUCCUUGUGCUUUGUGGAGCUGCCUACCGCCCGACAGAAGAGAUUGACCUCCGCAGUAUCGGCUGGGGGAACAUCUUCCAGCUUCCUUUCAAACACCUCAGAGACUACCGCCUACGACUGCUCUGCCCUUUCUUCAUCUACAGCGGACUCGAAGUUCUCUUUGCCAUCAGCGGGCUCUCUUUGUCCUACGGCGUUUGCACUUUGGGUCUGAAAAAACUGUGGCUCCUCGUGAUGGUUUAUGGAUUUUCUUGCUCCGUCUUCUCCUCGCUGUCCCUCGGCCUCCUGCGUCUCCCGCGAUGGACAUGUCUGGCAGGGGGCGCUGUUGUGCAUUUUGUGCUGUUGUUGGUUCUCAUGGUGUUUUCUCCGGCUCCCCGAAACCUGGCGUAUGAGGGCCCCCUGCUGGUGAUCUCCAUACUGUGGGGCCUCGGCACAGCCCUAAACAAGACUGGAGUCAGCAUCUUGCUUGGUAUUUUGUAUGCGGAGGAGAAAGAACGCCUGGACUUUGUCUUCACCAUCUAUCACUGGUUGCAGGCCAUCGCCAUCUUUGUCGUCUAUCUCUGGUCAGGGUUGCCUAUGAGGGUCAAACUUGCCAUCCUGUUGGCAACUUUGCUGCUAUCUUGCUACUGCUACUGGCUAAUGGAGCGCCGCCUAAUGAAGAAAGAACGCCAUCGACUUCCCCGCAUACCACGACCGAAGCACAAGGUCAAAGGCUAUCGCUACCUGGAAGACGGCAACUCAGACGAGUCAGACUCGGAGAAAAGCGAGGAGGAUGAUGUCGAGGAAGAGGAGCAGUUGGCGAAUGAGAUGGGAGCGCUGGACAUGCAGAAUGAACGCCAGGACGGCGGGAUACUGGGGGGUGACUCACUCAGGGCCAGGAGGAAGAGGGUAGAGGGUGAGCAGCACAGAGAGGAGGAUGCACAUGUAAUGGAGGGCCACAUAGAGUGAUUUUGCUAUUUUUAAAGCGACAAUUAGCAUGGAUUUAAAUUCAAUGGUACAGGGAAUUCACCAAAUAUGUCAGCUAGUGUAUUAGUGUAGCAAACCACAUUUUUAUGGACAUAUUUUACAGACCUCCCACCCAACCCCAGAUGAUGAUUUUACUGACUUCAUGUGAGUUCAGGCACCAGCUGAGCUGAACGGAUGUUUUGUGAAACAACCCAACAUGUGUCUCAGCUUGUCCUGGUGACACUAAUAGGCCAGGGGUGUCAAAAAACAACAACAGUAAAACUAUAGGGCAAGAGAGCAAGAAAAAACUGAGUGCAAUAUGAGUAAAAGUAGACAUUUUCAAAGUAAUAAUUACUAAUAAUAUACCUUUUCACAAAGCUGACACAAAGUUGUUCAAGUAUAUAUAAUGUCUGUUUUCAACAUUUUUUAAAAGAAAACAAAAACAUAUCAAGAUACUUUGACUUUCAGUGACAAAAAUUUGGACACCACGGGUCUAAAUAAUUAGAAGCUCUAAAAAUUAAAUAAAAAUAUAAACAGAGUUUAGUUAUUUAGUAAGUUAAAUGGAAUAUAACAAUGAAUAAACAAAGUAAUACUAUUAACUCUUGAAUAAUGAAUUUGAAAAAUGUAAUAAAUGUAUGACUUUGUAUUAAUGUUUUUGUGCAAGCAGAAUUUUUGACAAACUAAGUUAUGAAGUUACACAAUAAUAAUAUUUUUUUUUUGUUAUUGUUAUUAUUCUGAUUGUUAUUAUUAUAUUCUUAUAAGAGGAGUUUGUAACAUUUUGUCAAAAACAAAAAUAACUUAAAAACAGUACAAAUUUUACAAAAAAAAAGCAAAAAGCCUAAUGUAAUGAGAAAAAGCUGACAUUUUACUAAUAAUAAUUAAUCAUAAUAUUUUUUUUCACCUAUAACACAAGGCUGACACAAAAUUGUGUCUUUAAAUGUAUAUAAUGUCUGUUUUGAACAUUUCUUUCUGCAUAAUUUGGCUUUUCAAUAUGCAAGUUUGGACACCCCUUUAAUAGACUAUGCAGUACCACUCACAAGUUUAUAGACAAUGAGUCAAUGAGCAACUUCCGAAAGUGUCUCUAAAAUUUUGACUGUUCUGUAUAUGAAUUUGGUAUGUCGGAUUAAUCGCUUGUUGGCGCUAUCAGGUACACAUUUUGUUAUUGGUCUUCGAGUUGCUCUAAAGCAGGGGUGUAGGGAGAAAAAAAAAGGCUAAAAGCAAUCCAAUAUGCUAAGAAGUUGUAUACAGUGUUACCUCAGGAUAUAAGCGCCCCAGCCCAAGUAGUAUACAAGUAUACAACUUGUCUCUCAGUGAAUUAUAAUUAUGCUUUAGUUUAAGAACACAAAUUGGAGUUACGAGCCUCCCCACCACUAGUUGGCGUAGCGAUUGUCACAGUGAACUCCAUACGAUCCGACCAAAACAUCCAGUCUUACUUGUUGGCAUUAGCUUAUAUUUAGAGAUAGACAUAACUUUCUUUUUCCAAGCAUAGGACAAACGAAAGUUAGUGUGAAGGACAGUGCUGAGAAGAAGAUGAUGAUGAUAUUCAUUGAAUUAAAGAAAUAAAUAAUCAAAACAUGACAGAGCGUGUAUAGCUAUCUAACUUGCUGAAACGGUACGAACGUAGCACUGCUCGCCAGCACCAUACUGAAGCAGAAUGAGUCGAUAACGCCAGCCAAGGACGUAAUAAUAAUAUUUAAACGGCCAACAAUUAUCCAUGAAAAUAUGGAGAAGCUGCUGUGUUUGACAGAGAGGUACUGCAGAAGUCCACACUUCAUGGUUAAUACUCUACAUUAUUAUUACAUUACUUUAUAAUACUACUGAAGUUUUUUGUACUACGGUACAUCCAGUUCUGCUUACCAAAAGUGGCCAACUCGCUUCAUUCCAUGUCAGCGAGCCUUUGCAUUGCAUUGUUUUAUACAAUACUAUCUAAAAGGUUGUUUUAUUUUUAAGAUGAAUGUUAAAUGUUGACAUGUUGAUGUUUCAAUUGAAUUGAUUUUAAUUUAUUUUAAAGGGCGACAUUGUUUCUCCAGGUACGAGCUGCGUCACAGAACCAAUUACAGUUCUAUCCUGAUGUACUAGGUUUUCAAGAAAGAAACAGCUUGCAUGUUAGCUUUGUGUUCUUAGCAUCAACAUUUCAACUUUUUUUCCCUUGUGUUAUAUAGUUUUUGCUGUUUGUGUUUAUAAAAUGUACACUCUUUACACCACUGUUCUGUUCCGAUGAAACGUGACCUUUUCCAUGAUGACAACAUAAUACGUUGUGACCGAUACCAAAAAUAAUAGACUAGUGUUGCCAUAACAUUUCAAAAAAGAAAAUGCUUGAAAAUACACAUACUGGAAGGUAUUGCCUAAUUAGAAUAUUUUUUUUGCUGUUGAAGACUUCCUGUGUUUUUUCUUAAUUUAUAUGUUUUUUUCAGUUUUGCAUUAAAUAUGAAUCACACUAACCUUUGCUGUGGUGUCAUUUGGAAAUAGUAUUGCCAAAAAAAUCACUACCUAUUGUUCUUAC
This is a messenger RNA of Entelurus aequoreus (snake pipefish), 4511 nucleotides long. RefSeq names its product unc-93 homolog B1, TLR signaling regulator (gene unc93b1). Gene Ontology annotation, molecular function: Toll-like receptor binding. Gene Ontology annotation, cellular component: endosome; lysosome. The record is from RefSeq and is a predicted model, not a curated record. Gene Ontology annotation, biological process: toll-like receptor 3 signaling pathway; intracellular protein transport; toll-like receptor 9 signaling pathway. Lineage: Eukaryota; Metazoa; Chordata; Actinopteri; Syngnathiformes; Syngnathidae.